Molecule: messenger RNA, 1305 nt
Organism: Puccinia triticina
Lineage: Eukaryota; Fungi; Basidiomycota; Pucciniomycetes; Pucciniales; Pucciniaceae
Exons: 8
Coding region: 1-1305 (434 amino acids)
Source: RefSeq, a predicted model, not a curated record
AUGAACUCGACUUAUUUCCUGCGCGGCAUUCUUCUACUGGCCCAUCUCUUCCAUGAUCGGGCCUCUGCGGCAUAUCGAACACAAGAAUAUGGAGAGAUCGCGGAGAUAGGAAGGGUCGAUUCGAUCGAAAGUGUACACGCUCCUCUCCUAAUGAAAAGUGUUCAGGAACCAUCCAGUCAUCGGAAAGGGCGCCUUUCAUCCAUACAUCAGAAGAUCAAAGGUCUACGAACAAGCUCGCAAGAAAAUGGACCUAUUGAAGUGGACAAGGAACUGAGAGUCUGGCUGGACAAGAUUUACAAACCAGACGGUGGAAUUGAACUGUUCCUAAUUAGUGGUCGUGCUGGAACCCCAUUCCGACGAAUCCAGCGACCAGAAUCGUUCAAGGUGUAUGCUACAGAAAUUGAACCCGUUCGAAAGCUGAUAGAGCAAUUCAAGGCAGAUCCAGAGAGUCCAUAUAUGAGGAAUCUGGUUCAUGAUGUGAUGUGGGAGAUUUUCACAAUGACCGGAAAAAACGAUGAAGAGCUUGCCAAGAUUGCGACUUGUGCUAAAGCACUUGCCGAUGUCACUAACGCCAAGCAAUCUGACAUCAACAAGUUAACUGAAUUCGAAAAAGUCAACAGGGAGUCCUUCACCUUCCACCUCAAGCCAUGGACGGCACACCGUAAAUCUGUAAACAAAAAAGCGUCGCUUCUCUUGCACUAUCUCGCACAAAUGUUGUCCGGCGGAUUGCCAUCCAUACCUUGGGAGAUAAAUUGGAAUAUCAUUAGAGGUAUUAAAGGACCAAAAACAAGAUCUGCGGAAAAUGACCCUGUCAAAGUAGCCAAGGAACUGAAGGUCUGGCUGGACAGUAUUUACAACCCAGAGGGUGGAAUCGAACUGUUCCUAAUUACUGGUCAAGCUGGAAACCCAUUGAAACGAAUCCAACCUCCGAAAUCGUUCACGGCGCAUGCUACAGCAAUUGAACCAGUUCGCAAGCUGAUGGAGCAAUUCACGGCAGAUCCAAAGGAUGAAUCUAUACAAAAUCUGGUUCAUGAUGUGAUGUGGGAGAUUUUCAGGAUGUCCGGAAAAAACGAUGAAGAGCUUGCCAAGAUUGCAACCUGUGCUAAAGCACUUGCCGAUGUCUCUAAAGCCGGGCAAUCUGACAUCAACAAGUUAGCUGAAUUCGAACAAGCCAACAGGCAUCACUUGACCACCCACUUUCAGUUUAUCUCCCCAUGGACUUCAUACCUUUGCCCUCCUGUAAACAGACAAGUCUGGAAUCUCUUGCGCUCCCUUGAGAUAAUGUUGACGGGCGGGUACCAUUGA